AUGAAUGCAGAAGAAAAUUCCGCCAACAUGUGUCUAUUCAUGUUGGAGUACGGACCAGGAAGAAGCUUAGCGAUGCGGAUUCCUUCACAAAGUGCAUUCAGGACGCUGCAAGGGAAACGCUCCCGGUUCUAUUGCCGCAGAAGAAGUUUGCCUUUGCAUCUGCGGAAACAAAAACCCAGGUACAAUUCUGUAUGUGUCGCGCGCAGCGCUGAUGACUUCAACCAGGAAAAGCAUCUUAGAAGCAAGCUGCGUCGUCAACUGCAACAAGACCGCAGUAACCAAUGGACGUCAAGAGCGAUGGAGUUUGAGAAGGCGUGGGAGGACAGGAACCCGCGGAAAGCCUACGCUCUACUAAAACAGUAUAGCGGCAAAAUGAAAAGAUGUUCCCCUGUCCUCAACACUACCAAUGGGGUAGCUGUCGGUGAAGCAACCCUUCCAAUUUGGAAGGAACACUUCAAGAUCUUGCUGAACCGGCUAGCACCGUCAGCUCUUGAACUCGAACACGUUCAUAGACCGACAUAUGCGGUUAACGAGGAGCCACCGACCGAGUCGGAGGUCCUGGUCUGUACUUAG
Molecule: messenger RNA, 573 nt
Organism: Necator americanus (New World hookworm)
Lineage: Eukaryota; Metazoa; Nematoda; Chromadorea; Rhabditida; Ancylostomatidae
Exons: 1
Coding region: 1-573 (190 amino acids)
Source: RefSeq, a predicted model, not a curated record